Molecule: messenger RNA, 3263 nt
Organism: Planococcus citri (citrus mealybug)
Lineage: Eukaryota; Metazoa; Arthropoda; Insecta; Hemiptera; Pseudococcidae
Product: heat shock 70 kDa protein II-like
Exons: 8
Coding region: 368-2422 (684 amino acids)
Cellular component (GO): cytoplasm; plasma membrane; nucleus
Molecular function (GO): ATP binding; ATP-dependent protein folding chaperone
Source: RefSeq, a predicted model, not a curated record
AUCGAGUUGGUAAUUGGCUGGAGGUUUCGCAUAAACGCUGUCUUAUCACCAAACGUGAAGAUAAGGCUUCAUUUAUUUUUCAUUCCAAUGUAUCCUCAGGUUGGUUUCUGUGCGAGUUUUGAAUCGUAUAAACGUCGAGUACGCGUAACGUAGAUUGCCAUAUUUUAAUAUCUAGCAUUUGAUGCUUCAUUUUAUUAGUGUAAAUUGCAUUUUUUAAACGUCAUAAUAUUGUAGGUAAUUAUUUAACGAUUAAUACGAAUUUCAACCGGUUUGAUGUUUGUGUAUUGGUGUCGUGCAACUUCAAACUUCUAGAAAGUGUGUAAAAAUAUUACGUGACAAAGAAAAACUUUGAUAGAUAUCUACACCAAUGGAUGCUCCAGCGAUCGGGAUUGACUUGGGAACAACGAACUCGUGUGUUGGUGUUUUCCAACAUGGAAAAGUUGAAAUUAUCGCCAACGAUCAAGGUGAAAGAACCACGCCGAGUUGCGUCGCUUUCACUGAUAUCGAAAUUUUAAUUGGAAAGGCAGCUAAAAAUCAGUGCAUUAGGAAUCUGAAUAAUACCGUUUUCGAUGUUAAAAGGCUUAUGGGUCGUAAAUUCGACUAUGAUACAGUUCAGAGUGAUAUGAAGCGGUGGCCUUUCCAGAUCAUUAAUGAUAAGAACAAACCGAAAAUCAAAGUUGAAUUACAAGGCACUUCUAAAACGUAUUUUCCCGAAGAGAUAUCUGCGAUGGUGUUACGAAAAAUGAAAGAGACAGCCGAAGCUUACUUAGACAAAACGGUUAAAAAUGCUGUAAUCACUGUGCCAGCCUAUUUCAACGAUUCUCAAAGAGCAGCCACCUUAGAUGCUGCCUCAAUUGCUGGUUUAAACGUAUUACGUAUUAUUAAUGAACCCACCGCUGCCGCCAUCGCUUACGGUCUAGAAAAACAAGAUUCCGGCGUCCACAAUGUAUUAAUUUUUGAUCUCGGCGGAGGAACUUUCGAUGUCUCCAUUUUAACACUCCAUAAUGGUACUUUUGAAGUGAUUUCAACUGCCGGAGAUACUCACUUGGGUGGCGAAGAUUUUGAUAACAAAAUGGUCGAUUAUUUCAUCGGAGAAUUCAAACGUAAACACAAUGAAGACCUCAGCAAAAAUAAGAGAGCCUUACGCCGUCUACGAACUGCCUGCGAGGCAGCAAAAAGAACUCUAUCGUCGUCCAAUGUGGCCGAUAUUGAAAUCGAGGCUAUUGGUAUCGAUUUCUACACGUCGAUCACUCGUGCUCGUUUUGAAGAAUUGAACGCUGAUUACUUUCGGAACACGAUGGAAUUGGUAGCAAAAGCGAUUAAAGAUGCUAAAAUGGACAAAAAUCAAAUUCAUCACGUCGUUUUAGUUGGUGGCUCGUCUCGCAUCCCGAAAAUUCAGAAAUUGUUGCAAGAUUUCUUCGAUGGGAAAGAUUUGAAUAAAUCCAUCAAUCCAGACGAAGCUGUAGCCUACGGAGCUGCUGUACAAGCUGCCAUACUAAGCGGUGAUAAAUCGAAGUUAAUGCAAGAUGUGGUAUUAUUCGAUGUCACACCGUUAUCAUUGGGUAUUGAUGCUGAUUAUGAUCAUAAAAUGAGUGUGGUCAUUGAACGUAACACGCCCAUUCCAACAAGAAAAACCAACGAUUAUACCACCAUAGAUGAUAAUAUAACCUAUCUGUGUUUCAAAGUGUUCGAAGGAGAAUAUGCAUUGUCGAAGGAUAAUCAUUUACUUGAUAUAUUCACUCUUACUGGCAUCCCUCCAGCACCUGCUGGUAAAGCUAUAGUUGAUGUAACUUUCGAAAUCGACGCCAAUGGUAUCUUAAAGGUGACCGCCGUUGAAAAAUCGACCGGUAGCACGAAUCAAAUUACCAUCAAAUAUGAAAGAAAUCGUCUCAGCAAGGAUGAAAUCGAUCGCAUGAUUAAUGAUGCUGAAGAUUACCGAGCCAAAAAUAAAAAACUAGAAGCUGUGCUAAACGCCAAAAAGUCUUUGGAAUCAUACUGUGCCAGUGUAAUGAGCAUCGUGAAGGAUAAAAAAUUGAAUAAUAAAAUUGAUAAAUUCGAUAAAGAUAUGAUUUUGAAAAAAUGCGAAGAAACCAUUGCCUGGUUGAAUUCUGAUCAGUCUACUAAGAAAGAGCAAUAUGAGAGUAAACAAGAAGAAUUACAAAACAUAUUUGAUAUAAUCAUUUCGAUAGCCAAGUUCCCUUAUAAAAAAAACGACAAAUACUACGAAAUAUUGAAAGUGUCAAAAGAUGCCUCCGAAGAUGAAAUCAAGAAUGCCUACAGGGUGGUAGCCUCCAAAUUUCACCCCGACAAGUAUCAAGGAGACAAGGAAAUAGGAAAUAUGUAUUGGUUUACCUUUAUGAAAGCGAAAGAUGGCCUCAUUAAUUUAGUAAAUGGAAUAUUUGGAAAUAACUCCAGCGCUUAAAAGUACGAUUACCUAUAGAAUCGCCAAUUUUAGUUAGAUAGAUUCCAAAGGUUAUACUUAUUUUAAUAUCCAUACGGAGCUUUUUUUGAUUUAUUGUUGGUGAUGUGUCUGCGAUUAAAUUAGUGAUAUCUGUGAGGUAGUCUGAAAUAUUUUUCUAUUUAUGUAAUGUAAGUAUUUUUAUAAUGUUAUUUUUAUUUUAUUGUUCCUACUUGCAUUCUGAUUUUUUUCAAGAAAAGAUAGAUAUGCCUAAUUAAUGAAUGUAUAAUAUUAUUUACUUGUAAAAUCAUGUAAGUAUGUGAUAAUGAUAAUAUGUUAUGUAAUUCUUGAGUAAGUGCCAACUGGUGCCGUAUUCUUUAGUAUGCAACUGCAUGCAUUAUCGAUUGUAAAAAUAUUUCUGCUCAAAAAUAUCUAUGAAUACCUACCUUUUUUAAUCUUUAGGGAUGUUCAUUUUUUUUUAUCAUUGAGAAAAAAGUUGAGCUCAUCAGACUUACGUAAAAAAGAUAAAUUUUCCGGUAUCAAAAAUAAUUUGUCUGAGGUAAUCUUAUAUUUUUUUGUGUGAUUGAAUUUUGCUGGAUCGAGUGUUUUUAUUCUUACAAUUUAUUUGGUACCUAGUUUUUAUGUAUUAUGAUGAGCAUUUCAAAAUUCUUGAAAAAAAAACUGUAAACUAGAUUAAAUCAGCUUAUAUGAACCUACCAAAGCAAAAUUGAAUAUAACCGCGAUAAAAUAAUUUAAGCUUUGGAUAUCACAUAAGAAUUUUUCAAACUCCAGUAGGUAUUAAUCGCAAGUUUUUGAUUGAUUUGUGUACCUACCUUUUCUCCUUGUAUAAAAUACUUUUUUUUUU